Molecule: messenger RNA, 1611 nt
Organism: Sesamum indicum (sesame)
Lineage: Eukaryota; Viridiplantae; Streptophyta; Magnoliopsida; Lamiales; Pedaliaceae
Source: RefSeq, a predicted model, not a curated record
AAAACAAAAUUUCCAGAAUUGGGAGCCCUUCUGAGCUCCUCCUUCAGCUCAAUCACUGCUGCUUGUGCUUGCUUCACUACUCAUUCAUUGGCCAGCUCAAAAUUAUUUUGCGCCAUCAUUUAUUUUCAAAUUUUGUGGCCGGAAUUUCUUGAGGAGUUCAAUUCGGGGAAAUUUGAAGCAACAGUGUUGGUUCUGGUCCUGUUGAAUUCGUGUUGUUGGAAGAUUUGGAGGAUCGCGCCUUGGAGUUGCACAGAUCUGCAUGAAAACAAAUCGCCACAAGUUUCUCUUCCUUUUGUCAUGUAUGCUGCUCAACCUUUUCCCACUGGUUUAUCCAGUUUUCGUGGAUGAUAUGAAGAUUAAUGAAGUAUGUAUCAACCCAAAGCUGUUCCUAGCUCAAGCUUAGCUCACGGGAAUCCAGUUGUUCAAACUCAGCCAUUAGACUGCAGUGCCAGCAGAAUGGAUCCUAUCAGUGGAAGUAGCAAUCUGAACAACAAUCCCAAUUUGGCAUCUAAGCAGCGGCUUCGUUGGACGCAUGAGCUUCACGAGCGGUUUGUUGAUGCCGUAGCACAACUUGGUGGGCCAGACAGAGCAACUCCUAAAGGUGUUCUUAGAGUUAUGGGAGUUCAAGGGCUAACAAUCUACCAUGUGAAAAGCCACUUACAGAAAUAUCGGCUUGCCAAGUAUCUUCCAGAUUCUUCUUCUGAUGGGAACAAAGUUGAAAAGAAAGAAUCUGGAGACAUUAUUUCCAGUUUGGAUGGCUCAUCUGGAAUGCAAAUAACCGAAGCACUCAAGCUGCAGAUGGAGGUUCAGAAGCGAUUGCAUGAGCAAUUAGAGGUGCAAAGACAGCUGCAGUUGCGGAUAGAAGCCCAAGGAAAGUACUUAAAAAAGAUAAUCGAGGAACAACAACGCCUCAGUGGAGUUCUUUCAGAAGAACCUGGCUUAGGGGUCCCCGCACCAGGAACACAGGACAUUCACCCUGAGUCCGAUAAUAAAACUGAGCCAGCAACUCCUGGUCCGACAUCCGAGCCACCUUUUCCUGACAAGCCUGCCAAAGAGCAUAUCCCAGCCAAGAGUCCUUCAGUUGAUGAAUCUUUCUCCUCUCACCACGAGCCUCUAACCCCUGAUUCUGGUUGCCAUGUGACUUCUUCAGUCGAAAGCCCAAGUGAGAGACCAGGGAAAAAGCAACGGGGAAGAGCUGAUGUAGCAUUCACUAAACCAGAGAUGGUUCUCACUCAUUCAAUACUUGAGUCAAGCUUGAGCCCUCCUUACCAGCAGCCACACUCUAUUUUCUUGACAAGAGAGCAGUUCGAUCAUUCAUCAGGGUUAUCCAUUGGCAGCGAAAAUAAGUUAGAAAGAGUCCCCGAAAGCAACCUGUAGCUUGUCCUGGUCCAUGUUGCUUGGACCUACAUUACCACUCAUUUGUCACCUUGUAUGUCUAGUUUCUGAAAUACAUACCUACAUUAGGUCAGAAAACCUUACUGGUAUUUAGAUGUUAUGAGAAUGUUAGGUUUAGAAGCUUUUAUAUCCUUGAAGCUUUUCCUUUCAGUGGGUGAACGUGCAGAUAUUACCUGGUAUUGCAGCUUUAUUGACUGACCUCUUCGUUUCUUUCAA